Messenger RNA from Haliotis rubra (blacklip abalone), 2910 nucleotides. RefSeq lists its product as uncharacterized. Lineage: Eukaryota; Metazoa; Mollusca; Gastropoda; Lepetellida; Haliotidae. The transcript is spliced from 8 exons. The record is from RefSeq and is a predicted model, not a curated record. The coding region runs from base 58 to 1764 and encodes 568 amino acids.
UACAAUAACCUCACAGUGUCUGGUUGUCAAGAGUGUGACCAGUGCUACAAGCUCGUGAUGAAGGAGACGGACAAACUGCGAGGACUACUCACCAACAUGACUGACACGCUGUCCACCCUCAACGCAAACGAUGACACCAAGAGACUUGGCAACUUUGUGGACAGGGUCGACAACGCAUCGAGGUCCCUUGACAGACUUCUUAAUUUCUUGAAUGAUGCCAACGCAGAGGAGGCCAGAACUCAGAGCAUGAUCGACCAGUUUAACAACACACUGAUGACCUUGACCUCUGACCUCAACACUGGCAACAGUUCAGAUCUCCCGCUCAUACAGCAGCUCAUCGAAGAAACGACCUUGACCUUGACCGGGGCCAGCUCGAAGAGGGACCAGGCAGUAGCAAACAUCAAGAAUAUCUAUGCAGCGAAAGGUCCACUGACCCAGAUAUGGACGUCCUUGACCUCCCUCGUGGCGUCGCUGAAAGAGGUGCAGACGUACCUGAUGUCCCUGUCGUCGGAUGCGUCGUCACAAGUGACCACAAUUAUGGCCACUGUUGAUGAGAUAGAACAUAUAUCUACAUUGUCGCUCAACAGGUCCAUUGCUGACUACGCGACUGCAGGCAAUCUGAGUAUAUUGCAUCGGAACACCACUACCGACAUCACCAGGCUCGACAACAUCGACUCCGUCCUUGAGACUGUGUCCACCACAGCUCUCGCUGAAGCUGAAAGGAUUCAAGCAAAGAGCAACUCGACCCUGGCUACAGCUAUCCGCCUGCAGAACGAAAGCAUCCAGUUCAACAACCUGGAUCUGAAACUACAACAGCUGAACACAACUUUCCUAGCUUUUAGAAAUACUUUAGAGGCCACCAAGGCAUUGGCUGUGGCAGGUAAAGCUGAGGUGGACAGUAAGGCGGCGAAAGUAGCGAUAGCCAUCAGCAACUCCGAACAGCAGCGGAUGAACACCAACAAUAUCAUCAACCAAUGUAACGAAAUCAACGCCCGGGUUGCGGCGGCGGAGAGACAGGCGGAGGAUGCUAAGCUCAACUCAGAGAAGCUGUUCCAAGAGGCGGAAUUCAUGAGGGACACCAUGCGGAACUUCGAGAGCAGGGCACUCGCGGUCGAGCAGCAGGCUAUAAUGUCUCUCGCCAGUGCGGUGGCAGUAACGGCGGACAGUCAAAAGGUCAUCGACGAUGCUGCUGCACUGGUGACGACGAUGGCUACAUCACAGCAAACAUCGUCACUGGCUCUAGACACAGCACGACAGGCGAAAACCGUCGCCCAGACCCAGAAUGAUGCAAUCACGAGGGUAGCGGCGACUGCCAAUCAGCUUGGGAUCAUGUCCGACCUGACGGUAUACCAGAACAAGUCCAUCCUCCCUACCACCAUCAACACGACAAUUCUCGCACCAGCUAAAACAAAAUGUGACUCCACUACAGCCGACGUUGCUGGCGCCACCACUGUCAUCAACACCGCCGCCACGGGCGCCACAGCCCUCAACACGGAUGUCCUCCGAACGCAGGCGGAGGCAAGCAGAGUGCUGGGCAUCAUCAUGAACGUCCCCGGACUCAACAUCGACACCAUCAACUCUCUGAAGACGCAAGUUGAACAAUUAAAGGGUCAGUUUAACAGAGACUCGCUGACCGCAGCUAUUAAUGGUCUGAUAACUGCCCAUGCAGCACAGACGACCUGGUUGGAGAAUUUGAAAACGAAAAAAGCAAAUUUAGAGCAACAGGUCAAUGACAUGAAGUUACUGGAGAGACAAAUAUCGUAAUAUGAUGUUAUGUUGAUGCGCGGUCGGUUGGUGUUGUACGUGACAUCUGGCUUUGAUGGCCCUGACGAUGGUACAAGGUGUGUUGGGCCUUGUUUAUUAACAUAAUUUGCCAUCAGCAAAUAUGAUUAUUAUGUGAUUUGGGGAUAGAAGUGUUUGUUACACCAUUUUUUACACGUUUUGUAAAUAACAUAAUUUUUAUUUACAUGUUAAGUUGAUUCGUCGUGGGAAACAUCUCCGACACAUACUGACUUGUGUUCCUGUGAUAGAAGAAGUGUGCCACAACAUCACGAUAGGAAUAAUCGAUACUACUGGCGUGAAACCAGCAGACAUGUUUCCACAUGUAAAACUAAAUUGAAAAAUAUUCUGAAGUUAACUUUUCCUUAAAAUUCACAUUGCAUUACAACUUCCAGAUUCAUACAGGGCUAUCUUUCUCAGUUGGUAUUUACAAUCAUUGGCUCACACAUCUUUCCUUGCUGUUUACUUCAGCCAUAUUUGCGAAUGUCUGUACAUUUCCUUUUGUUAUGUUGAUACCGGGAUAUUUGAGUCGUUGAUGCUUGGCCCACUUCAGAAGCUUCAUAUAGGUCUUAAACGUCAUUCGAUGUUCAUUCUGUUGAUCACUGGAUUGUCUGGUACAGACUCGAUAGUUUACAGACCGCCGCCGUAUAGCUGGAAUAUUGCUGAGUGCGGCGUAAAACUAAACUCACUCACUGACUUAAAAGUCACAUGAAGACUGACUGAGUUCAGAAUCUAAAGGAAGCAGUACAUGAUGCUUAUAGGUUAUAUCUGCAUUUUCAGAAGGGCUUCGUUAGUGCUAAAACAUGCUAAAUCAUCUCUAACAAAUGGGAAAGGUCUAUGGAUAUAAAACUUCUGUAUUAUCAAUGUAGGCGUUGUUUCGGCGACGUUACCUACUGCACUAACUUCGCCUCAUGUAUAUAUAUAAGCCCUUCCUGCAGUAUUAUACACCACUUGCUUGGUAACGGUGUCAGAUUCUACAUUGAAAAGCUGCUAACAUUAAUACUAAAGAAGUUGUAUAACCGUACUUUCCCCGUUGUUCAUCACACAUACUUCUAAAUGGCACUGGAAGAAGCCAAACUAUCUUCAUCUUUGAAACACUUUUUUUACAGUGUACAGGGACAUGAGAUGAGA